Molecule: messenger RNA, 984 nt
Organism: Psylliodes chrysocephalus
Lineage: Eukaryota; Metazoa; Arthropoda; Insecta; Coleoptera; Chrysomelidae
Source: the annotation of a GenBank genome assembly
AUGAUGAAUUUCGGUGGCACUGUACGUUUAAAUAAAUACGGAAUAUUCGUGAUACUAUGUAUAUUCAUCGUAUAUUCUCUACAUCUACUCUCAAAAAAGGCCAGCGACGACCGUUCAGAAGCAAAUAAAUUUAAUCUUCGCACUCUACUAAGUGUAGCGAUCAAAGCGGCUGAAAAUGGGGGCAAGAGGGUAGUAGAGAAUAAAGACCACAUGAAUGUUAAAAGUAAAGGAAAAACGAAGGAAGGUUUGCAAGAUAGUGUAACCAAUGCUGAUGUAUUAUCCCAUUGUUCGAUGACUAGCACUAUCAAACACUUUUUUCCAUCCAUUAAGUUGAUCUCGGAAGAAGCUGUUAAGCAUUGUGAGGAAGAGACUCCUGAAUAUGAUACUGUAGAUUUUGUUUCUGACGAUAAUGAACAAUUUGUUAAUAAAGAUGAUGUAACUGUUUGGAUAGAUCCGUUGGAUGCUACUCAUGAGUAUACUGAAAAACUGUAUCAAUAUGUUACUACAAUGGUAUGCGUAGCAGUUAAAGGUAAACCGAUUAUUGGGGUUAUUCAUAAACCUUUUGAAAAAAUUACUUCAUGGGCUUGGGUUGGUGUAAGCAAAUCGGAAGACUUAGAUAAGUUUGAGGAAAAAGCAUCUAAUGAUAAUCUCAAAGUAAUUGUAUCUCGUUCCCAUAAAGGUGAUAUUGAAAAAAUUCUUCAAAAGAAAUUUGACAAAAAGGUUGCUAUUAUAUCCGCAGCUGGAGCUGGGUAUAAAGCUCUGGAAGUGGCAAAGCAUCAAGUUGAUGCUUAUUUGCACAUAACUGCUAUAAAAAAAUGGGAUGUAUGUGCUGGAAAUGCUGUUUUAAAUGCCCUAGGUGGUAAAAUGUUAAACAAAUAUGGUAAUGAAUUAGAUUAUAGCAAUGAUGUUGAUGUUGUUAAUGAAAAUGGUCUGAUAGCUUCUCUAACAAAAUAUAAAGACUUUGUAGGCAAUCUAGAUUUAUAG